Messenger RNA from Williopsis jadinii, 1549 nucleotides. RefSeq names its product cleavage polyadenylation factor subunit FIP1 (gene FIP1). Bases 107 to 1288 code for a protein of 393 amino acids. Gene Ontology annotation, cellular component: mRNA cleavage and polyadenylation specificity factor complex. The transcript has a single exon. Lineage: Eukaryota; Fungi; Ascomycota; Saccharomycetes; Phaffomycetales; Wickerhamomycetaceae. Gene Ontology annotation, molecular function: RNA binding. The record is from RefSeq and is a predicted model, not a curated record.
AACAUCUCCAACAAACAACGUCCAAUUGGGUAGAUAUAGCGGUGUAUCGCAUUUCACUCUUUGUCUUCACGGCCUAUUCAACCAUCCGUCGGAAAUACCAGAAAUUAUGUCGAACAUUGAUGAAGAUGAUGAUGCCUUUCUCUACGGGGACGAUUCUGUAAACGUUGCCUCUAAUGAUGGUGCCGUGGCUGCCAACAGCUCCGCUGGAACUCUCCGGGAGAAGAGUGAAGCCUCCAAAGAUAGUAAGGAACAAGGUGACGCUGAUGAUGACGGUAACAGCGACGAGCAAAGAGAAGGGACAGGUGAAAAUGGAGAAGAAGAAGAAGAUGGUGAUGAGUCCGAUUCCGAUUCUGAUUCCGAUAUAGAAUUCAUCAUUGGUUCAGAAGAGAAUAAAGAAGACACCGGCACAGAAGACUUAAUGGACACUGCCACAACGACUGCUGAUGCUCAAACUGCAUCUGGUGUUGUUCCAGAAUCAAUCGGCGAAACGGCAAUUGUCGUGAAUGACGAAGAUGGCUCAUCUGAAUCCGCAGCCCAGCAACAAUCUACAGACGCAACGAUCACACGUGUCCCUGGUAUUGACAUCAACAAGGUUGGUGACUUUGAAGGCAAGCCAAUAACGCAGAUCAACCUACAGGACUUGAAGGAGAAACCUUGGAGACAGCCAGGUGCCGACGUGUCUGAGUACUUCAAUUUUGGGUUUAACGAACUCACAUGGACGAUGUACUGUGCUAAGCAGGAUAAACUGAGACAGCAGUUCAACCCUCAAAAGGCAUUUAUGGAGCUAAUGCCCAUGGCCAUGAUGGGUGGAAUGCCACUGCCCAAUAUGCCUAUGAUGCCAGGCAUGCCUUCAAUACCAGGCAUGCCUCCAAUGCCGACGAUGCCAGGAAUGCCAGGAAUGCCAGGCUUACCAGGAAUGCCCCCAUUACCCCAAAUGCCAUCAAUGCCUCAACAACAGCAAUCACAGGAACAGCAAGAUUCUUCAAACAAAUCUACACCAUCGAUGCAAAUACCGCAAGCACUUUCAGGACCUUCACGCUAUAGCAACGGUAGUAACAACAACUACAACAAAACAGCGAACAGUGACUUCCCAUCAGGACCUCAAAAGCAACAGGACUAUCCAAGAGACCGUGGGGAUAGAGAUAGAAGCGAAAGAGAUUGGGAGAGGGAAAAGAGCAAUGAACCGGUUGAUCAAGAAAGAAACGACAACUUCAGAGAAAGAGAGCAGAGGUACAAUUCACGUCAACGUGGUGGGUCAAAUCGUAGAGGUCGCAGAGAUUACUACUGACGUUAUGUCAACGGAACUUGGAUGGAUACAUGUAGUGUCUUUUCUUGUUAUAUGUAACGAUUCUCACUUCUUCAUAAUAAUAAAAGAAUGGAAAUAUAAGUACAAGACCAACAGGGACAACAUCAUCAUUGGGCUCUGGCCUCGUUCAACUUCAUCACCCAUGGUUGGUGUAGUCUGUUCAAAUCAACAAUCUUCUCAAGAACACGGAUCCAUUCACUCUUCAAUUGACUUGUAUCAGCGUUGAAAUUAAUCACUUCGCCA